AUGGCUCCGGGGAACUGCUCAGCACCAGUCACCUUCGUUCUCUCUGGACUGACGGAUGACCCUCAGCUGCAAAUCCCGCUCUUCCUGGUGUUUUUAGCCACAUACAUCACCACUUUGCUAACGAAUCUGGGCAUGAUCGCAUUAAUCAGUAUCGAUCUCCGGCUUCAGACCCCUAUGUAUUUCUUCCUCCAGAAUCUGGCUUUCCUGGAUGCUGUUUAUUCCACAGUCAUCACUCCUAGAAUGUUAAUGACAUUUUGGGUAGAAAUGAAAGCAAUUUCAUACACAGCUUGCGUUACGCAAUAUUUCAGCUUCGUUCUGUUGAUCGUCUCGGAGUGCUUGCUGCUGGCAGCGAUGGCGUACGACUGGUACGUGGCCAUCUGUAAACCUCUGCUCUAUCCCCUCAUCAUGUCCAAGAGGACCUGUUGGAGCCUGGUGAAGGGUUCGUACCUCUGGGGGCUUCUGAACUCGGUGAUCCACACUGGGGGGCUGCUGAAACUAACCUUCUGUGCCUCCAACCUGGUGAACCAUUUCUUUUGUGACAUCGUCCCCCUCUUCCAGAUUUCCUCCUCGGGCACAGCUCUCAACGAGCUGCUGGUUUUCACUCUCGGCAGCUUGGUCGAGAUGAGCAGCAUCACCACCACCUUCAUCUCAUAUGUCUUAAUUAUUCAAACCCUGCUGAGGACCUGCUCCAAGGAAAGAAAAUCCAAAGCCUUCUCCACUUGUGCCUCACACCUGGUGACUGUCGCCUUGUUCCAUGGAACAAUAGCCUUUAUGUACUUCCAACCAGCCACCAGCCACUUUCUGGGCACAGACAAACUCAUGUCCUUGUUCUACACGGUGGCCAUCCCCCUGCUGAACCCCCUCAUCUACAGCUGGAGGAACAGGGAGGUGAAGGACGCCCUACGCAGAGCCAUAGCCACCAGAACUUUGCUUCACUGA
This is a messenger RNA of Calidris pugnax (ruff), 939 nucleotides long. RefSeq names its product olfactory receptor-like protein COR6. NCBI's taxonomy places the organism in Eukaryota, Metazoa, Chordata, Aves, Charadriiformes, Scolopacidae. Bases 1 to 939 code for a protein of 312 amino acids. Gene Ontology annotation, biological process: G protein-coupled receptor signaling pathway; sensory perception of smell. The record is from RefSeq and is a predicted model, not a curated record. Gene Ontology annotation, cellular component: membrane. Gene Ontology annotation, molecular function: olfactory receptor activity; odorant binding; G protein-coupled receptor activity. The transcript has a single exon.